AUGUCGUGUGAGGAAUUGGCUGAAGCGGAACCUCAACAGACAACCUCAACUAAUAAGGAGUCGCGAGAAAAUACUCCUAUAUCUUCUACUGCCCCCAAAAAAUCCGCGUCUCAUCCUAACCUUCAAGCUCAACAAUUACAAAACGAACAGAACUCGAGUGCUGAAUCUAGUCAAGAAAUAAAAAUGAAUUUAAGUCGAAGGCAACAAAAAGAUAAAAAUGAUAAAGACAUUUUAAAGUCUAACAAUGCUUGUCAAAGCGUGUCAGACAAAGACAUUAUCAAUAAUAACAAUUCGACUAGUAACAGCAACACAUUAAUUAAUUCUGAUGGUAUAGAUGAAAAUUCAAAUGGUUCAUUUAAUCAUAAUAUAAGUGUUGAUGAUAUUGAUCAUGAUUCAUUACAAGAAAAUGGUAUUUCAAUUCCUCGGAGACAAAGCAUGAAUGAUAAUUCUCAAAGAUCCAGCGAUAACAUAAAUUCAACCGAUACCAACAAUAACGCGAGCACAAGUGCCACAACAACGCCCACAAACACAACUUAUUCCAAUAUUAACAUGUCAUCACCAAUGUACGAAGAAAUGCCCCAAUUACCAUAUCCGAAUAUGAAUCCAAAUGCUCCUUUUAUGCCCGCUCAGUCCCAAUACUUUACUCCUCCAUUUUUUCCAAACAAUGGACAAUACUUUUAUGACAACAGAUUUGGGAGGCCGCCUCCUCAAAUGCCUCCUUCAGUACAACAAACAUUUGUUAGAUCAAAUGUUUACCCUUAUCCCCAAAUACCUGUUAUUCCUUCAAUGCCUCCUCAACCUUAUCAUAAUCCUUCCCCUCUAAUUCCUCAUCAGUCUCUUCCCUCAAGAUACCUUAAUCCUUCUAGUGCAACCGGGGGUGAUUCUGGUUUUUCUUCUCGUAGAAGUUCUUUGGAUCAAAUUAGAACUCCGGAUUUUAGUCCCCAACAUCCUCCCAGGAUAAAUCAGCAAAAAAAACCUAAACAAUUGGAUAAAGCCCUUUGGGUUGGAAAUUUACCUGAUUCGACCACUCAAGAUGAAUUAAAAGAAUUUUUCGCAGAUGAGAACAUGGAGAGCGUAUUCCAUAUUAAGAAGUCUAAUUGUGCCUUUGUGAAUUAUAAAACAUAUGAAGCUGUUAUGGAAGCUGUAGAUAAAUACAAUGAAGCUGAGUUUAAGGACAUUAAAUUGGUUUGUCGUCCAAGGAAGCAAACUUCCGCUGAUUUAAAAUUGAAAACCGAAUCCUUGUCUGCACUUGUUUCGGAAAGCACUCCUCCUCCUACGCCUUCAGAGGCUGGCUCAACGGCGUCAUCUUCCACUAGAUCUCGCCGUUCAUCCGUACCACCACGUCAACGAAUUCGACAACCGUCUAUUGCUUCCGUGUCUCCGGCUUCUUCUGUUUCUUCCUCAAAACCCUCUUCACAAAAUAGGUAUUUCAUUCUCAAAUCAUUGACUCAAGAUGAUCUUGACAUUUCUGUUAAAAGUGGCCUUUGGGCAACGCAGCCUCAUAAUGAAGCAGCUUUGAAUAAGGCGUUUAAGAGUGCCGAGAACGUAUACCUAAUAUUUAGUGCCAAUAAGAGCGGUGAAUUUUAUGGUUAUGCAAAAAUGAAGAGUCAGAUUAGUAAAGAGAUGACGACCGAGACAGUACAAUGGACUCCGAUUGACGAAGCUGCUUUAGCUGCUUCUUCUUCACGUCCUUCACCUAAUCAAGAUGAAAAGUCACGAAAAAAAUCUCAAGAAGAGAAUGAAGAUUUGGAAGAUGACGCUAUUCCAUCUAGGAAUUGGGGGACAACCUUUAGAGUAGAAUGGAUUAAAGUUCAAAAGCUUCCUUUUAUUCGUACGCGUCAUCUUCGUAAUCCAUGGAACGCGAAUCGCGAAGUUAAAAUCAGUCGCGAUGGUACCGAAGUUGAACCAGUUGUUGGAGACCGAUUACUUACCGAGUUCCAUAAACCAACUCCAACUAUCCCCGUAUCAUAUUCAACUAUAUCUGGCCCUUUAUUAACUCAGCCAUUGAAUAUUGAUGGUCAAGGUGUGAUUGUCGAAGGACAGGAUAGAAUGUUGACUUCUCAAACUCAACUACCGCCAAUGAUGGAUCCUAAUUUUAUGCAAAACGCUCAACCUGCCUUUUUCACUCAUCCUCAAGGGUAUUGGCACCCACAACCUCUUAUAAUACCUCCAUAUGGAGCACCUGCUCAUCCGGGUUAUGUUCCAAGUCAACAAACUUGGACGACUACUACAGCUAAAGAUUCAUCUGUUGGUAUUACUCGUGCACAACCGACUCAACCUUCAACAGGUGUAACUGGUUCUACCGCGAUGACACCGAUAAUGCCUUUGGACCAACAAUACGUGGAGGUAAUAUGGGUAAAUAUGGCCACAAGAGUAGAAACUGGAAUUCCACAGCAUCAUCCUUCACAUUACCAGUCCUCUGCUCAUCACCUUUAUCAAUCUCCCGCUGCUGGUACAGGAGUUCAUUACCAGCAAGCACCACCACAGCAAUACUAUAGAUCUUCAGAUGAUAAUAAUCAUAUAGAUGGUCAUAUGUCAUAUCAAGUAUCAUCGCAGCAGCAACAGGAUCAAAAUAUGGGCAGUGAUCAAGAAAAUGAAUCCCAUAUGAUGUCUUCUUUUCUCAUGGAAGAGCAAAGACAAAGUUUUGAAGCUAGUGGUAGUGCAUAG
This is a messenger RNA of Funneliformis mosseae, 2667 nucleotides long. Lineage: Eukaryota; Fungi; Glomeromycota; Glomeromycetes; Glomerales; Glomeraceae. The record is from the annotation of a GenBank genome assembly.